AUGUCAUCAAAUCAAAUUUAUUCUGCCAAGUAUUCUGGGGUGGAUGUUUACGAGUUCAUUCAUCCAACUGGCUCAGUUAUGAAGAGAAGGGAUGAUGAUUGGGUUAAUGCUACACAUAUUUUAAAAGCUGCUAGAUUUGCAAAGGCUAAGAGAACUCGUAUUUUAGAGAAAGAGGUUAUCAAAGAAGUCCAUGAAAAAGUACAAGGUGGAUUUGGUAAAUACCAAGGUACGUGGGUUCCUAUGGACGUGGCAAGGACAUUAGCGACAAAAUUCGGAGUUCAUGAUGAAUUAUCACCAUUAUUUGACUUUACACAAACAAAUGGAUCCGCAUCACCACCACAGGCUCCUAAGCAUCACCAUGCUUCAAGAGGUGAUUCAACUAGGAAAAGAGCUGUUAAAAGUGCGAGUACGUCUGCAGUAGUAGAGGGACAACAGGGAACAGCGCUUGUAAAUCCAGCCGUAUCUCGAAGACGUGGUAGACCUGCAACGGGUCAAAGAGGUAAGAGAAAACUGAAUACAACUUUACAAAGAUCGCAAAGUGAUAUGGGAUAUCCAAGACCUGCGAUACCGAAUUCAUCAAUAGCAACUACACAAUUACCUUCGAUAAGAGCAGCACAUAUGAACUCAUUGGUAGAAGAGAAUGAUGGUGCUGAUGAUGAUGAUAAUGAUAUUAAUAAUACCAAUAAUAGAAAUAACAAUGCCGGGCACAGAGCUCACUUUAAAGAAUUAGACAUUGUUGACGGUUUGUCAAGUGAUAUUGAACCGCACGGUCACAUGACAAUGGCACAUCCAGGAUUAGUUCCUGGAAAUGGUGCUAAUGAUACUACCACUAAUAGUCAAAAAUUAAUCCAUGGUACGAUAUCAUCCUCGCAAUCCUCUCCUUCACUGCCGACUUCGCCUAGUGAAUUAUCUGAGGCGAAUCCAUUUGACCAUAGAUUUGGUAGUGCAGGUACUUCACCAAUAAUGUCAGCAAUACCCCGUUAUUCCAUCCAAUCCAGACCGCAAAGUACGGAUAUUCAUGAUAAAGUCAAUGAAUAUUUGUCCAAACUAGUUGAUUAUUUUAUCUCAAAUGAGGUGAGAUCUAACAGAUCUGUACCUACAGAACUUUUACUCCCGCCACCUCAUAGUGCUCCAUAUAUCGAUGCACCAAUUGAUCCAGAAUUACAUACAGCGUUCCAUUGGGCAUGUUCCAUGGGGAAUCUACCCAUUUUGGAGGCCUUGGUGGAAGCGGGUACUAGUACUAGAUCAACAAAUUCUCAGGGCCAAACUCCGUUAAUGAGAGCUUCGAUGUUUCACAAUUCAUACUCAAGAAGGACUUUCCCACGAAUUUUUGAACUUCUACAUGAUACCGUCUUUGAUGUGGAUUCUCAAUUACAAACGGUGAUUCAUCAUGUAGUUAAGAGAAAAUCUACUACCCCCUCGGCGGUUUACUAUUUGGAUGUAAUUCUUUCCAAAUUAAAAGACUUUUCACCUCAAUACCGUAUAGAGUUGUUGUUAAACUCCCAAGACAGUUUUGGUGACACAGCACUACACAUUGCCGCCGAAAAUGGUGAUAAAACUUUUUUCAACACUUUAAUUAGAAAUGGCGCUUUGAGCACAAUUACGAAUAAAGAAAGAUUGACGCCUAACGAGAUUAUGAAUGAACAUUAUGAACAAAUUUUAAACAAGAAUCAAGCACAGAUGAAUUCAGAGAUCAACGCUGCCACAAAUGGUAGUGGUCUUGGUGUUGGUAUUGGUAAUGGUGUUACUAGUGGCGGUUUCACUACAGCUGGUCAUAAUGCAUCAGGAAUUAGCGCGAAUAGUGGUGGAAUCGGAUUAAGUGGGAAGAUAGAUUCUCCUGUUGGCUCAAUGACACCGUUACUCAAUACAGCUGCAUCGGAUUAUAUGAUGUUCCCAUCUCAAGCUGCAACUCGCAUAUCUAGAUGUAUUCCAGAAGUGGUUGCAUCAAUGAAGCAAAUGUCUGAUCGUUAUAAUAACUUAUACCAUCAACGCGAUACAGAUAUAAAAAAUAUGGAAAGGACUUUACACAGCAUGUCGAAGACCAUCAGAAGUGUUAAUCUAAGGACGAUGGCGGUUCUUAAUAAUAGCAGUUUUGAAGAAUUCGAUAAAACGAUGCUAGAAAAAUUGACAGAGACUGAAAAAUUACGUUGGGAAGUUAAAAAUUUGAGAAAGGGAAUGACAAAUAGGUGGGAAAAAGAACAUUAUUUAUUACUCAGGCAUUUUUUGAAACAAAAUGAUACAAAAACUCAAAAUCAUGAUAGUAAUGGUAGCAUUGAUGAAAGAUUAAAACUUGCAGUCGAACUUUGCGUUUUACAAUUAUCAAGAAAGGGUAAAUUAGAAACGGGGUUACAAAUCGUUGAAGACAGUUCAAAGAUUCACAAAUACAGGAAAAUGAUCAGUGAAGGUACAGAGAUGGAGACCGAGAAAGUCGAUAGUUGCCUGGAUGUAAUAUUAGAGAGUUUGAGUAAUAAGUAG
Zygosaccharomyces rouxii is the source of this 2475-nucleotide messenger RNA. It is a transcript of the gene MBP1, whose product is annotated as transcription factor MBP1. Bases 1 to 2475 code for a protein of 824 amino acids. The transcript has a single exon. Lineage: Eukaryota; Fungi; Ascomycota; Saccharomycetes; Saccharomycetales; Saccharomycetaceae. Gene Ontology annotation, molecular function: DNA binding; protein binding; transcription regulator activity. The record is from RefSeq and is a predicted model, not a curated record. Gene Ontology annotation, cellular component: MBF transcription complex; SBF transcription complex.